Arabidopsis thaliana (thale cress) is the source of this 1464-nucleotide messenger RNA. Its product is annotated as Galactose oxidase/kelch repeat superfamily protein. NCBI's taxonomy places the organism in Eukaryota, Viridiplantae, Streptophyta, Magnoliopsida, Brassicales, Brassicaceae. Bases 87 to 1265 code for a protein of 392 amino acids. The record is from RefSeq and is marked reviewed. The transcript has a single exon. Gene Ontology annotation, biological process: protein ubiquitination.
GGUAGUGAAGUGAAGUCAAAACCCCUAACUUUUGUCCUCUGCUGUCGGAAAAGAAUACAGAGGUUGAUCGACGCCUAUACUCGCCAAUGUCGUCCCCGGAAAAGAAGAGGAAGACGACGAAGAAGCCAUCGCCGACGCCGCAAUCGACAACCCCAAAUCCUUCACUUCCAGAUGAUUUAGUAGUGAGCUGCUUAGCACGCGUCUCGAGAUUGUAUUACCCAACUCUCUCCUUAGUCUCCAAGAGCUUCCGCUCCUUGAUUGCUUCACCAGAUCUCUACAAGACCCGAUCUCUGUUAGGUCGCACUGAGAGUUGUCUCUAUGUGUGUUUACAGGAGAAAGAUUCUGACCCUAACCCUCGUUGGUUCACUCUCUGUCUGAAACCUAAUCGAACUCUAACCAAUGAUAUCACUGAGAAGAAGAAGAAGAAGAAGAAGAAGAAGAAGAUGUCAAGUGGGUAUGUUCUGGCUGCAAUCCCAGUUCUCCAUUCUCGUCCUGCGUACUGGUCGGGUCUCGUUGCCGUUGGUUCUAAUAUCUACAACAUUGGAGGACCCAUCGACAAAGCACACUCGUCUAUCGUCUCGGUCCUGGACUGUCAGUCUCACACAUGGCACGAGGGUCCAGGCAUGAGAGUAGAGCGGAGAUAUCCGGCGGCUAAUGUUGUUGAAGGAAAGAUAUAUGUAACAGGAGGCUGCAAAGACUGCAGCAAUUCCUCCAACUGGAUGGAGGUUUUCGAUCCUAGAACCCAAACUUGGGAGUCUGUCUCGAGCCCUGGCGCAGAGAUUGGAGGUUGUAGCAUACAUAAAAGCGCAGUGGUGGAAGGAGAAAUCUUGAUUGCAAACUCUCAUGGUUUGAUUUACAAACCCAAGGAAGGUAGGUGGGAAAGGAUGAAAUGGGACAUGGAUAUAGGUUGGGUAUGGUAUUCUUAUUGCGUUGUUGAGAACGUGCUUUACUAUUACUAUAAGGGAGUCUUCAAAUGGUAUGACACUAUGGCAAGACUCUGGAGGGAUCUCAAGGGUGUGAAAGGACUCCCCAGGUUUGCCAGAUGUGGUGGAAAAAUGGCGGAUUAUGGUGGAAAGAUGGCGGUUUUCUGGGACAAGAUUGUGACUUCCGAUGAUGGAUGUAAGAACAAGAUGAUUUUGUGUGCUGUGAUUGCGCUUGAAAGGCGCAACAGCGAAGAGAUUUGGGGGAAGGUCGAGUGGCAUGACGCAGUUCUUACAGUUCCCUUGUCAUAUGAAGUCGUGUAUGCUCUUUCCCCUACCGUUUGAUGAGACAAGACGUGAAUGUGGUGAAUCUUUGUUUCUUGCGUGUAUCGUAUCAUUUUGUUGGAUGCUUGUGUCUCUUGUUUUUAGCUGAAUGCUGAAAACCUUUGAUGCUUUGCUUAUCUUGUGCUGCUAAAAGACCUAUGGGAAGAACAAGUAAAUCUAAGACAUUCACAUUUUAUUGAGGAGUGUUUGGUCGUCUAGU